Messenger RNA from Euleptes europaea (tarantolino), 2227 nucleotides. RefSeq names its product plastin 3 (gene PLS3). Bases 116 to 2029 code for a protein of 637 amino acids. Gene Ontology annotation, biological process: actin filament network formation; actin filament bundle assembly. The record is from RefSeq and is a predicted model, not a curated record. Gene Ontology annotation, molecular function: actin filament binding; calcium ion binding. The transcript is spliced from 17 exons. Gene Ontology annotation, cellular component: actin filament; cytoplasm; actin filament bundle. NCBI's taxonomy places the organism in Eukaryota, Metazoa, Chordata, Lepidosauria, Squamata, Sphaerodactylidae.
UCCCCACAGCCGCAAUCUCCAGUUGGCUGCAGCUCUGCUUCUAUGCAUUCCUGGCCCAGAGGGUGACCCUGUUACACAAACUAGAACACCGUAAGUCCUUCUUGUAGUGCAUGAAAUGGCCAACGUUACACAGAUAUCCAAAGAUGAACUAGAAGAACUCCGAGAGGCCUUUGCCAAAGUGGACCUCAACAGCAAUGGGUUUAUUUGCGACUAUGAACUGCACGAGCUCUUCAAAGAAGCCAACCUGCCUCUUCCUGGCUACAAAGUGAGGGAGAUCAUUCAGAAACUCAUGAUCGAUGGUGACAAAAACAAAGAUGGAAGGAUCAGCUUUGAAGAAUUUGUUUACAUCUUUCAAGAGGUGAAGAGCAGUGACAUUGCUAAAACGUUCAGAAAAGCGAUCAACCGGAAAGAAGGCAUUUGCGCUAUUGGUGGGACAUCCGAGCUGUCUAGUGAAGGCACCCAGCACUCUUACUCAGAGGAAGAAAAAUACGCCUUUGUGAACUGGAUAAACAAAGCCUUAGAAAACGACCCAGAUUGCAGGCAUGUCAUUCCAAUGAACCCAAACACAGAUGAUCUCUUCAAAGCUGUUGGGGAUGGGAUUGUUCUGUGUAAAAUGAUCAACCUUUCCGUUCCUGACACAAUUGAUGAAAGAGCAAUCAACAAGAAGAAGCUGACACCAUUCAUAAUUCAGGAGAAUUUGAAUUUGGCUCUGAACUCAGCCUCUGCCAUUGGGUGCCACGUGGUCAACAUUGGAGCUGAGGAUCUGCGGGAAGGGAAGCCACACCUGGUCCUGGGACUCCUCUGGCAGAUUAUCAAGAUCGGCUUGUUUGCAGACAUAGAGCUCAGCCGAAAUGAAGCUCUGGCUGCAUUGCUUCGAGAGGGGGAAACCUUAGAGGACCUGAUGAAAUUGUCCCCAGAAGAGCUGCUCCUGAGAUGGGCGAACUUCCACUUGGAAAAUGCCGGGUGGCACAAGAUCAAUAACUUCAGCUCGGAGAUCAAGCUUACUGACUUCAAUAACUCUGUUAAGGACUCCAGGGCAUAUUUCCAUCUCCUCAACCAAAUUGCACCCAAAGGGCAGAAAGAAGGAGAGCCACAGAUUGAUAUUAACAUGUCUGGCUUUAAUGAGAAAGAUGACUUGAAGAGGGCCGAGUGCAUGUUGCAGCAGGCAGACAGGCUGGGCUGCCGGCAGUUUGUUACUCCAGCGGACGUUGUCAGUGGUAACCCUAAGCUGAACCUGGCCUUCGUUGCAAACUUGUUUAACAAGUACCCAGCGCUCACCAAGCCUGAGAACCAGGACAUUGACUGGACCCUGCUGGAAGGUGAGACCCGAGAAGAGAGAACAUUCCGCAACUGGAUGAAUUCCCAGGGCGUCAGCCCACACGUCAACCACCUCUACGCAGACCUGCAGGAUGCCCUGGUGAUUUUACAGCUCUACGAAAAGAUCAAAGUUCCCGUAGACUGGAAUAAAGUCAACAAGCCCCCCUAUCCAAAACUUGGUGCAAACAUGAAAAAGCUAGAAAAUUGCAAUUAUGCCGUAGACUUGGGGAAGCAUCCUGCGAAAUUCUCCCUGGUUGGCAUUGGCGGGCAGGAUCUCAAUGAUGGGAACCAGACCCUCACGCUGGCUUUAGUGUGGCAGCUGAUGAGAAGGUAUACCCUGAAUGUCCUUGAAGAUCUUGGGGAUGGUCAGAAAGCCAAUGAUGACAUCAUCGUUAGCUGGGUGAACAGGACCUUGAGAGAAGCAGAGAAGUCGAGUUCCAUUCAGAGCUUUAAGGACAAGUCGAUCAGCAGCAGCUUGGCAGUUGUGGAUUUAAUCGAUGCUAUCCAGCCCGGUUGUAUAAAUUAUGACCUUGUAAAGACGGGAGAUCUAUCGGAGGAAGACAAACACAGUAACGCCAAGUACGCUGUGUCAAUGGCUAGAAGAAUUGGCGCCAGAGUCUACGCUCUGCCCGAAGACCUCGUAGAGGUGAAGCCCAAGAUGGUGAUGACGGUGUUUGCCUGCUUGAUGGGCCGAGGAAUGAAGAGAGUUUAAAACCGAGCUCCACACCAAAGCGCCCAAGCCUCCCCACUCCUUAGCUCGUGUCUUGCAAGAUCAGCUGUUUUCAGCCCGAAAUGCUGUCAGCCCUAAAGAACUGUACAAGUGGUUGUUUAUUUUAUUUUUGGUUUGUUUUUAAGAAAAGGACACCGCAUUUUGCUUUGCGAGGCAGGAAUGCAAUGGGAAUUCCUGGGG